This is a messenger RNA of Guillardia theta CCMP2712, 351 nucleotides long. RefSeq lists its product as hypothetical. The record is from RefSeq and is a predicted model, not a curated record. Gene Ontology annotation, molecular function: protein binding. The transcript is spliced from 3 exons. The annotation marks the transcript as partial. Lineage: Eukaryota; Cryptophyceae; Pyrenomonadales; Geminigeraceae.
CAACAGCUCGUUGUUGCCUGUGGCGAUGGGACGCUGGCCGUUGUCAAUCACGAGAAGGGGAAACAGGAGGCGUCGGUCCAGACCUCCCAAGACGGAGAUGUUGUCAGCCUUGCGCUGGUGAAAGACGGGGAGCGGCUGCUGACUGGGCACCCGAACGGUGUGAUUGGCGUGUGGAAAUGGGGAGAAUGGGAAGAACCAGUAGACUACAUCAAGAUGCAUCUAGAGUCGGUCAAUGCCAUGGUCCCGCUCGACAGCGAUACAAUCUUGACGGCCAGCGAUGAAGGGCUAGUUCGCCUCCUCAACGUUCAUCCCAACAAGUUGAAAGCUGUGAUCGGAUCGCAUGCAGGAGAC